CUUUUUUUUUUUUACUGCCAAUGACGCAUAAACGGAAUUGCGACAGUGACGUUGCGGUUACUUAGACUGAACUACAUCCCUCAGAAACAAUCACGAAUGUCAGUCGUGAGAAUACAUUUGCAAACGACAGUAUGCGUUCCUUCGCCGCGACUUUGUUUUUGGCCCUUGUGGCCUACUGUAGUGGGAAUUCUUAUAAGAUGGGCUCAUGCCCUAGAGUAGUAGUAAUGAAGUCUUUGGAUUUUGACCAGUUCACAGGAAACUGGUAUGUCGUUCAAAGGUUCAACCCAAUGGCCACUUGCACUAAAAUCUCCAUUGAAAAAGAUGCAGAAGAUCAGGUCAUGGUUAAUGAAACCAGUCGACCUUUUGGGCUAAAUUUCGGAUAUCAUACACAGUACUUGAAACCUAGAAAGUUAAAUUUUCUGAGAAAUGAUACACAAAGCAUUUUUAGACUGGAGAGGAAUUUAGUUCACUUCACGCUGAGUACGUUCGGCGUAGUCAACACAGACUACGAAAGUUUCGCAGUCAUCUGGGGAUGUGACCCAGUUCUCUUCGGGAGCAUCCAGAACAUAGACGUCUGGUCACGAGAGCCUAAAGUCAACUCAGAGUUCCUCACCAAAGUUAGAGACAUCAUCAAAGACAUGAAAGUGGAUUUCCAUCCCUUGGAUAAUGUCGACCAAUCCAGAUGCGAGUCCAGCUCUUCAGAAACGGAAAAUGCGGACCGAAACACCAACAACAUUGUCGCAGAUGCACCUUAGAUGUACCAAAAGUGUGGUACUUAGAGAUGCAUUUAUAUGUAUUGUGGAGAUACUGAUUCUGUAAUCGUACUGCAGCAGAGCUGUUAAACAACUAUUAAACGAGCUGAUGUGUGCAUCACAUGACUUCCUUUAACUCCAAUUUAA
Uloborus diversus is the source of this 899-nucleotide messenger RNA. RefSeq names its product apolipoprotein D-like. NCBI's taxonomy places the organism in Eukaryota, Metazoa, Arthropoda, Arachnida, Araneae, Uloboridae. The record is from RefSeq and is a predicted model, not a curated record. The coding region runs from base 132 to 755 and encodes 207 amino acids. The transcript has 4 exons.